AUGCCCAAGCCAUCUCCAUCUCCAUUCCUCCCCAGCCCACUUCUUUCCCCCUCGCCCUUGCACCUUAAUUUUUUUCCUAUCUUGUUCUUGGAGUCCUGGAAUUUGCUUGAUUUGCGCGCGCCCUAUCUCCGUCACUACUACAUCGGCCACCCCCGCGUGUCUUUACAUGGCGUGAGGGUGAGUACACUCUGGGGAACAACAGUGACCCCGGUUAAACCAGCCAAGGCAUGA
Messenger RNA from Penicillium samsonianum, 231 nucleotides. RefSeq lists its product as uncharacterized. The record is from RefSeq and is a predicted model, not a curated record. The coding region runs from base 1 to 231 and encodes 76 amino acids. The transcript is spliced from 2 exons. Lineage: Eukaryota; Fungi; Ascomycota; Eurotiomycetes; Eurotiales; Aspergillaceae.